Molecule: messenger RNA, 541 nt
Organism: Culex pipiens pallens (northern house mosquito)
Lineage: Eukaryota; Metazoa; Arthropoda; Insecta; Diptera; Culicidae
Gene: IFT43
Product: intraflagellar transport protein 43 homolog A
Exons: 4
Coding region: 39-500 (153 amino acids)
Biological process (GO): intraciliary retrograde transport
Cellular component (GO): cilium; intraciliary transport particle A
Source: RefSeq, a predicted model, not a curated record
AUGCUGGAGCAUAACAAGCAGAAACAUCUUUCCGAAAAAUGAGCUCAUCUCCGGGCACUUCCGCCACGACACCCACCAAACAGGUGAAUAGUUGGAUGGAUGAAGUUCUACGAACUUCGAGCAAUGGUUCGGGCAAGAAAAAUUACUCCAAUCUGCUGGAAAUGGAACGUUUCGCGAGCGCCCUGGACACCGUAGAAGAUCCCGACAUCCCGAUGCUACCCGAUGCCGAUGAACUACAGGAAAGCCUCUUUUACAACGAAUCGCCCAAUUUACCCUCGGUAACAACUUACAAGCAGCUAAGUUCGGACAUUUUCCCCAACGGUAAAUCAACGCUUGGAAAUUUGGACGAAAUCGAUAUUUCGGUGCUGACGGAAUGCUUGGAGAACGAGGACGACAUCGAGGAACCGGACGAGCCCUGGGUAUGGGACCAAUUGUUCACCCAACUGUCAAUCAAAAUAAGCACCGAAGCGAAGGCAAACGUGGUGGAAUUCAAAAACUAAGCUGUGAUUCACUUAAAAAUACAUUUCUAUCACGAAGUUUA